AUGGAUCGCAAGCGUCGCCUUCCGUUACCGCCUGGUCCGAGUCGUCUACCCUUCGUCGGGAAUGUCCUUCAAAUCCCCUUCGAUUACCAGCAUGUUACCUUUGCAAACUGGAAGAAGCAGUAUGGGGAUCUUAUCUACGCGCGCGCGUUCCAACAAGACGUAGUAGUCCUCAAUUCUACCAAGGCUGCCCGGGAUCUAUUGGAGAAACGGGGUCAAAAAUACUCUGAUCGGCCACGCAUGGUCAUGUUCAAUGAGUUAUUAUACGCCUUCUAUCCCGCCUUGCCAACCAUGCCAUAUGGAGAACGAUGGCGCCAACACCGUGGCUGGUACCAAAUGGCCCUCCAAAGUAGUGCUGCACAGGGCAGCUACCAUUCCUUGCAGCAGAAACAGUCGCGAAGGUUCUUCGUGGAGUUGAUUCACAGCCCGCAAGCUUUCAUGUCUCAUGUCAACAGUAGAUUGAUUGGUUCCACAUUGCUGGAGAUAGGUUACGGAUAUGACGAUGAUGAGUUUGUACGAAUGGCCGAAAAGGUCAAUGUUGGCGUGUUCGAAUCAGGUGGUCCUGGUGCGACCUUGGUGGAUUUCUUCCCUGUCCUGAAAUACUUGCCAACCUGGUUACCAGGUGCAGGCUUCAAACGCAAAGCCUUGGAGGUCAGAGAUGCUGGUGUUAUAUCAAGGACGAUCCCAUUUGAGCGAGUCAAGCGAGAAAUGUUAUCUGGCGUCGCCAGGCCUUCCUUCGCGCAAACCCUGCUUGAGAAGGCGGAUGGGUCACAUACCGAGUCGUUUGAAUUCGAUCUUAUGGGUGCCGCGGCGACACUGUAUGGAGCUGGCACGGACACGACUGUGGCUACGAUCACGUCGUUCCUGCUUGCCAUGGUGCUCAACCCAGCCGUCUUCGAUAAAGUGCAAGCUGAGAUGGAUGCCGUUGUCCAUAACAGACGGCUUCGUGAUAGAGAUUCUUUGCCAUAUCUCGAGUGCGUCCUGAAAGAGGUAUACCGGUGGUUCGCUCCUGUGCCUUUAGUUACGUUCUGUCUUCCUCAUUCGCUCGUGGAUGCCGAUGGAUUCGAAGGUUACUACAUUCCUGCGGGAGCUACCGUCCUAGCGAACAUAUGGGCGAUGACCCGUGAUCCAGAGAUCUAUUAUGAUCCUGAAGUUUUCCGUCCAGAGCGAUUUCAAGAUGUUCAGCCAGACAUGGCUGACCUGAUGGAUGCACGUAAGCUCGUGUUUGGAUUCGGCAGGCGAAUCUGCCCGGGACGUUCUCUCGCAGAGUCAAAUGUUUGGCUGGUAGCUGCAGGUAUCAUGGCGACGAUGACAGUUCGCAAGGCUCGCGAUGCCUUUGGCAACGAAAUGAUACCCUCAGUGACAUUUCUUUCAGGUACGGUCAGUCAUCCGAUGCCCUUCCAGUGCGACGUCCGACCUCGAUCUGAACAGACGGUGGCUCUCAUUAUGAAAGACAAAAUCGGAUAA
This is a messenger RNA of Laetiporus sulphureus 93-53, 1464 nucleotides long. RefSeq names its product cytochrome P450. Gene Ontology annotation, molecular function: monooxygenase activity; heme binding; oxidoreductase activity, acting on paired donors, with incorporation or reduction of molecular oxygen. Lineage: Eukaryota; Fungi; Basidiomycota; Agaricomycetes; Polyporales; Laetiporaceae. The coding region runs from base 1 to 1464 and encodes 487 amino acids. The transcript is spliced from 13 exons. The record is from RefSeq and is a predicted model, not a curated record.